Molecule: messenger RNA, 825 nt
Organism: Phaeodactylum tricornutum CCAP 1055/1
Lineage: Eukaryota; Bacillariophyta; Bacillariophyceae; Surirellales; Neidiaceae
Exons: 3
Biological process (GO): fatty acid metabolic process
Cellular component (GO): mitochondrion
Molecular function (GO): trans-2-enoyl-CoA reductase (NADPH) activity
Source: RefSeq, a predicted model, not a curated record
AUGGACUGGUCAGCACUACCUUCAACAUCGUGGGUUUGUGUCGAGAUGAAAGCUGUGCCUUGGAAUCCGGCUGACAUGAAUUCCGUGCAAGGAACAUACGCGAUAUUAUCGCAAAGUCAUUUCAGUCCAAAACGUACAGUCGCUGGCUCGAGCGGUAUUGGUGUCGUAUCAGAGAUGACUGCAUCGAAAGACAACCGUUUUGCAGUGGGGGAUUGGGUCACUGUUGCUCAACCAGGACUCGGAACAAUGCGAAGCUCGGUUUGGGCCCCUGCCAGUAGUUGGAUCAAAAUAUCUCGUGGUUCCGAGCUUUUCGAGAAACACGGAGACGGGAUUUCCACGAUUUUCCAACUCGGUGGUACUGCUUUACGAAUGCUGAGAGACUUCCAAGUCUUGCGACCCGGAGACUGCGUUAUUCAAAACGCGGGCAAUUCAGGUGUUGGUUGGAUGGCAAGCCAACUAGCUGCCGCUCACGACGUGUCCAUGGUGAGCCUUGUACGACGAGGGACCCGCUCAGCCGAGAAGGAAGAUUUAUGUGAUCAGGCCUCAUUGCAGGAUUUUCGAAGGGAGCUACAACUGGUGUCUCAUCGACCACGGGUUCUGGCAUUGAAUGCUGUCGGAGGCGACAGCGCAGGAAAACUUGUAAAGCUACUUGACAGGCACGGGACGCUGGUCACUUAUGGCGGUAUGUCGAUGAAACCGUUGUCAAUCAGUGCAGGUCAUCUAAUUUUUCAAGACAUUAAAGUCGUUGGGUAUUGGAAUAGCCGCUGGAUGCUGCAGCAUUCGCUCAGCCAGCAACAGGCGAUGACAGAUGAAUUGGUUGACCUU